CCACCAAAGAAAUCUUGCAAUCCACCCCUCGAAAGAAAACCUCAAUCAACACCAGAAGCUCUCGAUCCCACCGAGGAAGAAGAGAGGAAUGGCGUCCGAGGAGGGAGUCGUGAUCGCCUGCCACACCAAGGCCGACUUCGACGCCCACAUGGCCAAGGCCAAGGAGGCCGGCAAGCUGGUGAUCAUUGACUUCACGGCCUCCUGGUGCGGCCCCUGCCGCUUCAUCGCGCCACUGUUCGUCGAGCACGCCAAGAAGUUCACCCAGGCUGUGUUCCUGAAGGUGGACGUGGACGAGCUGAAGGAAGUUGCCGCGGCCUACGAUGUCGAGGCGAUGCCGACCUUCCACUUCGUCAAGAACGGGGUGACGGUGGAGACCGUCGUCGGUGCCAGGAAGGAGAACCUCCUGGCCCAGAUCGAGAAGCACUGCGCCGCGGCCGUGCCUGCUGCGUAGAGAGGAUGGAGACCAGCACAGCACGUGGCGGUGGCGGUUGUCUUGUCGUUUUCAGUUUGGGCUUGUCAGCGCUGUGGCU
Molecule: messenger RNA, 530 nt
Organism: Zea mays
Lineage: Eukaryota; Viridiplantae; Streptophyta; Magnoliopsida; Poales; Poaceae
Exons: 3
Coding region: 89-451 (120 amino acids)
Molecular function (GO): protein-disulfide reductase activity
Source: RefSeq, marked validated